Malania oleifera is the source of this 3258-nucleotide messenger RNA. Its product is annotated as probable LRR receptor-like serine/threonine-protein kinase At1g06840. The transcript is spliced from 20 exons. The coding region runs from base 66 to 2921 and encodes 951 amino acids. NCBI's taxonomy places the organism in Eukaryota, Viridiplantae, Streptophyta, Magnoliopsida, Santalales, Ximeniaceae. Gene Ontology annotation, molecular function: protein binding; protein kinase activity; ATP binding. Gene Ontology annotation, biological process: protein phosphorylation. The record is from RefSeq and is a predicted model, not a curated record.
UUCAUUUGUGUUGUUGUGACUCUCCUUUUUUUUUUCCCCGGGGGAUUGGUGUACUUAAUCUGGAGAUGGCGAGGGUAAGAGAUUUGCUAUUUAGAGUUAUUCUUGCUCUAUCAUGGUGCUGCUUUUCUCUACUUACUUCAGGACAGAUUACCCAUCCAUCGGAAGUUGCAGCACUGCAAGCAGUCCGCAGUAAGCUUAGGGAUCCUAUGAAGAAUCUGCGAAACUGGAAAAAGACAGACCCGUGUUUGUCCAAGUGGACGGGUGUAAUUUGCUACUUUGAUGAAAGUGAUGGUUAUUACCAUGUUCAAGAAUUGCGGUUGCUAAGAAUGAAUCUAUCUGGAACAUUAGCUCCUGAGCUUGGACAACUAUCUCAUAUGACUGUACUAGAUUUUCUUUGGAACAAUAUAAGUGGCAAUAUUCCAAAGGAGGUGGGCAAUAUUACUGCUUUGCAGUUACUGCUUCUGAGUGGAAAUCAAAUAUCAGGUCCUUUGCCAGAUGAGCUUGGAUAUCUUCCCAAUGUGACUAAAUUUCAGCUGGACAUAAACUUUGUAUCAGGACCGCUUCCAAAAUCAUUUGCAAACUUGGCUAGUGUUCAGCACUUUCAUAUGAACAAUAAUUCAAUCAGUGGCCAGAUUCCGCCUGAGCUCUCUGCAUUACCUCGGCUUAAGCAUUUCCUGCUGGACAACAACAAUUUAUCUGGACAUCUUCCACCAGAGCUUGCUAAGAUGCCAAACUUGAGGAUUCUCCAACUUGAUAAUAACAACUUCAAUGGGAGUGAGAUUCCAAAGUCUUAUGGAAACAUGUCUAAACUGGUGAAAUUGAGUCUUAGAAAUUGCAACUUGCAAGGAAUUGUUCCUGAUCUUAGCAAAAUACCUGGCCUUCUUUACUUAGAUCUUAGUCAGAAUCAACUGACAGGAAGUAUACCAUCAAAUAAGCUUUCAGAUAAUAUCACAACUAUUGAUCUAUCCAACAAUAUGCUAAAUGGACCUAUACCGUCAAAAUUUUCUGGCCUUCCAUGUCUCCAAAGAUUGUCACUUGAGAACAAUUCAUUGAAUGGUUCGGUUCCAUCUACUGUUUGGCAGAAUGUGACUUUUGGCACAAGUGCAAAACUUGUUUUGGACUUCAAAAAUAAUUUGCUAUCAGACAUUUCGAACAGUCUUGAUCCCCCUUCAAAUGUGACCAUAAUGCUUCAGGGUAAUCCUGUUUGUACAAAAGCGAAUGAACUGAACAUUGUCCAAUUCUGUGGGACUGAAAUUGGAGACAGUGAGGGUCCUGGAAGCUUUAGCAACUCCAGUGGAUCCUGCAAAGCUCAAUCCUGUCCUACCAGUGAGAAUUAUGAAUAUGUCCUAGGAUCUCCAGUCGAUUGCUUUUGUGCUGCACCUUUCGGAGUUGGACUACGCUUGAGAAGUCCUAGCAUAUCAGAUUUUAUUCCAUAUGAGAAACAAUUUGACACAUACAUUACUUCUUAUGCUAAUUUGGAAAUCUACCAACUACAUGUUGCUUCAUUCAUAUGGGAGAAAGGUCCUAGGCUGAGGAUGUACUUGAAAUUCUUUCCCAAGUAUGGUAAUUAUUCUAUAUUCAAUACAAGUGAGGUCCAAAGGAUUAUUGACUUAUUUGCUACAUUUGCGAUUCCUGGGAAUGAUACCUUUGGUCCAUAUGACCUGCUUAAUUUCACUCUUUUGGGACCGUAUUCAAAUGUUGCCCAACCACCUCUUCACUCAGGUAUGAGCAAAGGCAGCCUGGUUGGAAUUGUGCUGGGUGCCAUCGCCUGUGCAAUUGCAAUAUCUUUGGUUAUUGCAGUCAUGUUCCUGAAAAAGCAGCUCAGAAAUCGGCACAGAGUUUCAAAAAAACAACCAUUUCUGAAAAUUCCUAUCAAAGUUGAAGGUGUGAAAGGAUUCAGUUUUGGAGAAAUGGAAAAGGCAGCAAGCAAUUUUAGUGUCUCCACCCAAGUUGGUCAAGGUGGCUAUGGAAAGGUCUAUAAAGGCAUUUUAGCUGAUGGCACAGUUGUGGCAAUAAAGCGUGCACAGGAAGGAUCCUUACAGGGUCAAAAAGAGUUUUUCACUGAGAUAGAAUUGCUGUCACGACUACACCAUCGUAACCUGGUCUCAUUGAUUGGGUACUGUGAUGAAGAAGAUGAACAGAUGUUAGUUUACGAGUUCAUGCCUAAUGGUUCACUGCACGAUCUCCUAUCUGGUAGAUUUGGAGAACCAUUGAGUUUUGUUGCGAGAUUGAAUAUUGCAUUGGGUUCAGCCAAAGGCAUUCUCUACCUCCAUACAGAAGCUGACCCACCCAUAAUUCACCGUGAUAUCAAGGCAAACAACAUACUAUUGGACUCCAAGCUUACUGCAAAAGUUUCUGAUUUUGGAAUCUCAAAGCUUGCACCAGUAUCGGAUACCGAAGGAGUUUCAACUGCUCAUGUGUCCACAGUUGUUAAAGGCACUCCAGGUUACCUUGAUCCAGAAUACUUCCAGACUCACAAGUUAACAGAGAAGAGUGAUGUUUAUAGUCUUGGAAUUGUAUUUCUAGAACUUUUGACAGGGAUGAAACCUAUAUCUCAUGGCAGAAACAUUGUCCGGGAGGUAAUUGCAGCUUGUCAAUCUGGAAUGAUGUUUUCCAUAAUAAACCGCACAAUGGGUCCGUACCCAUCUGAGUGUGUCAAUAAAUUCAUGACUUUGGCCCUCAAGUGCUGUCAAGAGGAGACAAAGGCACGACCUUCAAUGUUGGAGGUGGUCAGGGAGCUGGAGAACAUGUUAUCAUUGCUGCCAGAAUCUAACACCAUUCCAUUAGUGUCAGAUGCAUCCACGUCUGGAGUGCCAUCUUCAGUCCCAUCGGCCUAUUCUGGAAGGAACUCCUAUCCAUCUACUGAGUUCCUUGGAAGUAAUCUUGUCAGUGGUGUCUUCCCCACCAUCAGGCCCCGUUGAUGCAAGUAAUAAACUUAUAAUUCCUAUAAACUUGUAAAACCUCUAAUACUUAUGAAGUCUUGCAGGUUCAAAAAGACAUGCUGAAUCCUUUGUAGUUUCAUUCCCACAGAAGGGCCGAAUUUGUGCAGUCCUAAGAGCUCACUGGGUUUUCCAUUUUUGGGUUUUGGCUGAACAGUAAUAUGUAUAUAUAGUUCUGCGUGCUUUGUGUUGUACAGUGCCCAACCUCGCCAAGUGUAGAAUCUGUUGGUAUAUCCCGGGUCUGGGGUUGUAGUGGGAGAGAUGACAUGUGAAGUAUCUGAACCUAGUUCCAUGCUGCAUAAGCAAUAAGCAUUUUUUU